This is a messenger RNA of Hibiscus syriacus, 1212 nucleotides long. Its product is annotated as zinc finger protein ZAT3-like. Lineage: Eukaryota; Viridiplantae; Streptophyta; Magnoliopsida; Malvales; Malvaceae. The record is from RefSeq and is a predicted model, not a curated record. Bases 277 to 1212 code for a protein of 311 amino acids. The transcript has a single exon.
UUUUCCAUAAACAAAGUCGCAUGCUUAUAGCUCUACCGUAAGCGCCAAGGAACAUUUUAUGCUUAGUGAAAAGCGCUGAAGCAUAAUCCAAACGUAACAACCCCAUGUUUCCAACAUCCAACUGAAAAAAACCGCCCACUUCAUAACUUCCCUUUCCCAUAACGAUAGAAACUGCCAACACUCCUACAUACACAAGACUUCAACCGUUUUUACAAAUUUUCCCUCUUUCAACUCUCCAUUGUCUCUUUGGUGUCUUCCUCUCCUUUUAUUCCGAAAAUGAACGAGAAUGUCGAUUCUGAUCCAGGGUUUCGAUUCCUUUCUUCUGUUACUCAACAUAAUAUCCUAGGCUCGCCUUCUUCAUCAAGCAAUAAUGUGAAUUGUGAUCCGAAACCCCGAAAGAAACGGUCCAAAUUGAUAAAGAUCGGUGUUGGUGGAUUCUCGACUCGUUCUGAAACUGUUUCCAGGCCUAAAUAUGCCAAGAAACCUGACCCUAAUGCACCGAAGAUUACACCGCCUUGUAGUGAAUGUGGGAAGAAGUUUUGGUCAUGGAAAGCACUUUUCGGACACAUGCGAUGCCACCCCGAGCGACAGUGGCGUGGAAUCAACCCCCCUCCAAAUCAUUUUUGGCCUGUGAAACCAACAAAUAAUGUAGAUACCUUGAUGACAGAGGACGAUCACGAAAUUGCAGCGUCCUUAUUGAUGCUGGCUGAUGGUGCCCCCACCAGCGUGAGUGAAUGCGGUACAAGUUAUCAACCCAGGGUUCAAGAAACUGAACCUUUGGGCGCAAACUUCCGGUUUGAAUGCCCGAGUUGCAAGAAGGUCUUCGGGUCACCCCAAUCACUGGGGGACCACGGGGCUAGCCACCAGAACGCCAUGGGGUGUUUCCCGAUAACAAGAGUGUACGACGUUGAGGCUCAUAGCGGAGAUGACGACGACACGGUGAGGGAAAAUGUUGAAGAUUACAGUAAGUUGAUGGUUUGGGGUCAGAAAUGCAGCAUUUGCUUGAGGGUGUUCUCUAGUGGUCAGGCCUUGGAUAGGCAUAAAAGGCGCCAUUGGGAGAAAGGGGAUGAAACAUCAAUGAACCAAGGGCUCAGCCUUUUGGUAGCAAAGGAAGACUGUGGAUUGGACCUGAAUCUGCCUGCUCCUCUGGAAAAUGAUCCAUCUUCUUCAUAUUCUACAACCUUAGCUUUGGAUUUAACGUUAAGUCUCUGA